Fusarium falciforme is the source of this 708-nucleotide messenger RNA. RefSeq lists its product as hypothetical. Gene Ontology annotation, cellular component: nucleus. Lineage: Eukaryota; Fungi; Ascomycota; Sordariomycetes; Hypocreales; Nectriaceae. The transcript has a single exon. Gene Ontology annotation, molecular function: transcription cis-regulatory region binding; DNA-binding transcription factor activity. Gene Ontology annotation, biological process: positive regulation of transcription by RNA polymerase II. Bases 1 to 708 code for a protein of 235 amino acids. The record is from RefSeq and is a predicted model, not a curated record.
AUGACCGAUGUAGGGCGGUUGGUAUUUAGUGUGCGGACAAGUUUGCCAAACGUCCUCUUCGCUAAUGAGCGUCAUAUCGACUUCUUUCGAGACACCUUGGAGAAGGCUGGUCGCCUGGAGCAGCAACUCCUCGCUUUUGUUGCGGCAGAGGCUUCACGCAUUGUGGACCCUGGCGACCCCAACACCCCACCGACGCAUUUCCAGCACAUGGACGAAGCUUUUCGAUACACGAGCCUUUUACAACUAUACCGCGUCUUCCCAAAGUUGCUUGCGCGACGUUACAGGCCCUGGAACAAAGACGAGAUCCUUCUACCACUAGAGGCUUCAAAAAUCCCCACCAGGCGCGAAAGAAGUGCGUGGUUGACUUCUUUGGCCGCCCACGUCGUCCAGAUCCCGCAAGAGAUUCCUUUCGAGUCUCUUACGGGAUGCAUCCAACCAUUCGUCAUGAUUGCAGUGUCAGGCGAACUCCGGUACAACGAUCAAAUCCCUGGUUCCGGACCGAUACUCGGUGCGUCGAUAGAGACAGCUCGCGCUCGAAGUUUUGUCAAAUCGCGGUUGGCAGCUUACACACACGUCCUUCCUCUUCCCAAGGUUCAGCAGCAUUACCAGCUCGUCAAGGACAUCUGGACUGCCAUCGACAACGGAGAUGAGGAUGUCUACUGGGUGGACGUAGCUUCACAGAAGAAACUCAGUCCUCUGAUGGCGUGA